Molecule: messenger RNA, 1791 nt
Organism: Salvia hispanica
Lineage: Eukaryota; Viridiplantae; Streptophyta; Magnoliopsida; Lamiales; Lamiaceae
Product: sclareol synthase, chloroplastic-like
Biological process (GO): gibberellin biosynthetic process
Cellular component (GO): chloroplast
Molecular function (GO): terpene synthase activity; magnesium ion binding
Source: RefSeq, a predicted model, not a curated record
GUCAUCGCCGCCUCUUUCCUCCCCAGCCCCGAACUAUAAAUGUCGCUCACCUUAAACAUCGGAGUCACACCUUUCUCCGGCCACCGAGUUGGGUGUUUGAGCCAAAUUUUCCCAGUCAAAGGAUUACGAAUGGCCAAGGCCAAAAAGUCAUAUGUGACCGUUAAAUCCAGCCUUACUACAACAGAUUUGUUGGGGGAAUUAAAGGAGAAGUUGAAGAGGGAAGGCGAUGAUUCUCGAGCAACUGCAACUGUUCCACCUUCGGAUGUACCCUCGAGUCUGUGUAUAAUUGACACCCUCGAAAGAUUGGGAGUCGACAGACACUUCCAAUCCGAAAUUGAUACUAUUCUUGAAGAGACAUACAGGUUAUGGCAAAAGAAACACACAAUCAUAUAUUCAAAUGUGACAAGUCAUGCCAUGGCGUUUAGACUUCUGCGAGUGAAAGGAUAUGAAGUUUCAUCAGAGGAAUUGGCUCCAUACGCGGACCAAGAGCACGAUGGCCGGAAAACAGCUGACGUGGCGAUGGUUAUCGAGCUCUACCGAGCAGCGUACGAGAAAAUGUACGAAGACGAGAGCAAUCUAGAGAAAAUACUUGCUUGGACCACCACCUUUCUCAACCACCAGUUACAUAGUAACUCCAUUCCUCACAAGAAAUUGCACAAACUAGUGGAAUUUUAUUUGAAGAACUAUUAUGGCAUAACCAAAAGAAUAGCAGUUAGACGAAAUCUCGACCUAUAUGACAUGAGCUAUUAUCAAGCUUUAAAGGCUUCAAACAGGUUCUCUAAUCUAUGUAAUGAAGAUUUUCUAGCAUUUGCAAGGCAUGAUUUUAAUAUUUGCCAAGUCCAGAACCAGAAAGAUCUUCAGCAACUACAGAGGUGGUAUGAAGAUUCUAGGCUGGACACAUUGAAUUAUGGAAGAGAAGUAUUAGUCAUGAGUUAUUUUUUGGUUUCAUUAGAUAUCGACGAUCCUGAAUUAUCUUAUGCUCGUAUAGCCUUUGGCAAGUGUAUGGUUCUAGUAACGAGUUUAGAUGAUUUUUUCGACUUUGGUGGUUCUCGACAAGAAUCUCAUAAAAUCAUAGAACUAGUGAAAGAAUGGAAAGAGAAGCCGGUCGAAGAGUAUGGUUCCGAAAAAAUUGAAAUCCUUUUUAAAGCUCUAUACAAUACAGUAAAUGAGUUUGCAGAGAUGGCUGGUGUCGAACAAGGACAUAAUGUCAGGGGAUUUCUUAUCGAACAAUGGUUGGAAAUGCUUUUAGCGAUGAAGAUAGAACUGGAUACAUGGACAGACGGCGUGCAACUAAGCUUCGAUGAGUACAUUUCUAAUUCAUGGAUGUCGACCGGUAGCAGAGCUGGACUUCUCACAACGUCGCUAUUACUCGGUGUUAAAUUAUCUAAUGCAAUGCUUGCAAGUGAAGAGUUGAGUGAUCUAGGUAGGUAUGUUUCCAUGGUCGUUCGGCUUCUCAACGACAUGGCCACUUUCGAGAGGGAACACAAUGAAAAUAAAGGAGGAUGUGUGAGUGUUCUGAUAGCAACUGCUGCGAGAGCUGGAAGAGUGAUGACAGAGGAGGAAGCUAUUGCAGAGAUAAAAGAAAAGGCUGGUUAUAACAUAAGAAAACAGUUAAAAAAAGACACCAUUUGCCCAAGAAAAGUCAAAGAUAUAUUUUUGGAGGGAUGCAAGAUUUUUUAUUAUUUGUAUUCGGGAGGCGACGAAUUCACUUCUCCACGGCUACUCAUGGAAGAUGUGAAAUCCUACAUAUUUACAUGUAAUAAUUAAUUCAAGUAGAAUUGAUGAUUUCCU